Enhydra lutris kenyoni (northern sea otter) is the source of this 2154-nucleotide messenger RNA. Its product is annotated as stanniocalcin 1. The coding region runs from base 38 to 781 and encodes 247 amino acids. NCBI's taxonomy places the organism in Eukaryota, Metazoa, Chordata, Mammalia, Carnivora, Mustelidae. Gene Ontology annotation, cellular component: extracellular region. The record is from RefSeq and is a predicted model, not a curated record. The transcript has 4 exons. Gene Ontology annotation, molecular function: hormone activity. Gene Ontology annotation, biological process: intracellular calcium ion homeostasis.
AAAAAAACCCAGCAACUUAGCGGAAACUUCUCAGAGAAUGCUCCAAAACUCAGCAGUGCUUCUGGUGCUGGUGAUCAGUGCUUCUGCAACCCAUGAGGUGGAGCAGAAUGAUUCUGUGAGCCCCAGGAAAUCCCGGGUGGCAGCUCAGAACUCAGCUGAAGUGGUUCGCUGCCUCAACAGUGCUCUGCAGGUCGGCUGCGGGGCCUUUGCCUGCCUGGAAAACUCCACCUGUGACACAGAUGGGAUGUAUGACAUCUGUAAAUCCUUCUUGUACAGCGCUGCCAAAUUUGACACUCAGGGAAAAGCAUUUGUCAAAGAGAGCUUAAAGUGCAUCGCCAAUGGGGUCACCUCCAAGGUCUUCCUUGCCAUUCGGAGGUGCUCCACUUUCCAGAGGAUGAUUGCUGAGGUGCAAGAGGAAUGCUACAGCAAGCUAAACGUGUGCAGCGUCGCCAAGCGGAACCCUGAAGCCAUCACCGAGGUCGUCCAGCUCCCCAACCACUUCUCCAAUAGAUACUAUAACAGGCUUGUCCGAAGCCUCCUGGAAUGUGAUGAAGACACAGUCAGCACCAUCAGAGACAGCCUGAUGGAGAAAAUUGGGCCCAACAUGGCCAGCCUCUUUCACAUCCUGCAGACGGAUCACUGUGCCCAAACACACCCGCGAGCUGACUUCAACAGGAGGCGCACCAGCGAGCCGCAGAAGCUGAAAGUCCUCCUCCGGAACCUCCGAGGUGAGGCGGCCUCUCCCUCCCACAUCAAGCGCACCUCCCAUGAGAGCGCGUGAGCAGGGAGAGGCCUUCACAGCCUCUCCAGACUAGCUUCGUUUGAAAGGUGUUCACACACCGACUUGGAGUGUACUGUGCCUGGUUUGAUUUUUUUUUUAAGUAGUUCCUAUUUUCUAUUCCCCUUCCAGAAAAUUGCAUGAAACGAGGCUUCUGUAAUCAAUAUCCCAACAUUCUGCGAUGGCAGCAUUCCCACAGACAGAACACGUGUGCUCUUUCUGCCCCUCGGCAGGAAAAAGUACCCUCUUUGAUCACGUUCCUUCCCCAGGCCCCCCUCAAACUCCUCUCAAACACAAAGCAUUCACGUAAGGUCCAGUCGUUGUCAUUGGAAGCUGUGGAGCCCUUUUAGGAUGGUUGCCCCAGUAGCGUUAGCUGAUGAGAAGCGACUUAAUUUAAAUGCAUGUCUUAAAUGCCCAUAAAGGUGUUCAACGGAAUUCGUGUGAUGAAUCUGUGCUGGCCACGGACGAAUAUGAAUGUCGUGUUUGAAUUCUUGAUCUCUCAUGAGCUAGUGUCUUAUGGUCUUGACCCUUCAGUGUGUAAUUUCCUUUCCAACACAUUUACCAAAUGGCUCAAGCCUGGCUCUUCAACCGGGGUGUGAGCCUGCAUCUUCUUGCAUCUAAUGAAAAACAAAAAGCUAACAUCUUUAUGUACUGUAACUGCUCAGAGCUUUAAAAGUAUCUUUAACAAUUGUCUUAAAAACCAGAGAAUCUUAAGGUCUAACUGUGGAAUAUAAAUAGCUGAAAACUAAUGUACUGUACAUAAAUUCCAGAGGACUCUGCUUAAACAAAGCAGUAUAUAAUAACUUUAUUGCAUAUAGAUUUAGUUUUGUAACUUAGCUUUAUUUUUCUUUUCCUGGGAAUGGAAUAACUAUCUCACUUCCAGAUAUCCACAUAAAUGCUCCUUGUGGCCUUUUUUAUAACUAAGGGGGUAGAAGUAGUUUUAUUCAACAUCAAAACUUAAGAUGGGCCUGUAUGAGAUAGGAAAAACCAACAGGUUUGUCUGAAGGACCCCAGGUAAAAUGUUAAUCUCCCAGCCCACCUCAACCCAGAGGCUACUCUUGACUUUGAUCUCUCCUGAAACGGCUCUGUCACGUCCAACCGAGAGUUACAGGAACCCAAAAGAGCAUCCCUUUGGGCUCGGACCACUUACAGUUCGAUAAGGCCUUACUCUACCUUGGGAAGUGGCAGUUCCUGAUUCGCCCGCCAUCUUUCAUCAGUGAACCAAUGAUGGUGUGGAAGACUUUCCCUUAAAUCAGUCAGGAACGAGUCAGUCAGCCUUUGGGUCUUCAGUUCCGGGGACUUGGGGCUGAGGUGGUAUAAAGAACCCUGGGCUGUCCAGCCUUAAUAGACUCCUCUUACAUUUUCGUCCUGUAGCA